AUGAAGAAAAUAUGGCCGAAUACGGAAAACAAUCCGAGAUUUAGGCUUCUUUUACAGAAACCCACCAAACCAUCAAACCAUCAAUCCCAAGAUGCUUCCGAGAUAUCCGAACUUGAUGCUCAUCAAGCCAGUCUAAGCCCGCAAAGAUCCACAUCCCUUAGGGCACGUAAGGAACGGGAUUUCGUGUGCACGUGUGUCUACAAAUUGAAAACCAACCUUAUCGGUACAAAUCAUGUCAGUAGAGCAUCUAGAGUAACUCUCGGGGACGUGUGGUCUUGGCAUUCUAUGACAGACCAAUCGGAGUCGCCUACGGAGGCACGCUUCUUUUUCAUGUAUCACGACUUUGCGCCAGCGGCCGGUGGAACCCUAUAA
Morchella sextelata is the source of this 372-nucleotide messenger RNA. RefSeq lists its product as uncharacterized. The record is from RefSeq and is a predicted model, not a curated record. Lineage: Eukaryota; Fungi; Ascomycota; Pezizomycetes; Pezizales; Morchellaceae. Bases 1 to 372 code for a protein of 123 amino acids. The transcript is spliced from 5 exons.